AUGAAAACAAAAUUUCUUAGUGAUAUUAAACUUAAACAAGAAAAUCAAGUUGAAAAAUAUCGUACAUAUCGUAUUGGUGAAUUACCUGAUAUACAAAUACGUUUUAGUGACAUUAUUAUAUCAUUACAAACACUUGCACAAUAUGAUGAUCAUAUUGCACGUUUACUUUAUUCAAAUUUAUUUACAUCAAUAUUAACUUCUCUUGAAGAUAAAUUAUCAAAUGAUGAAUAUAUUGAAUUAACUGAAACAAUACAACAUCGUUUUAAUGUUAUGUUAUCACAAUCAGAAAUUUUUUAUCCAUCAUUUAUUAUUUCUUUACUUGAUAUUAUUUUAUCUAAACCAAAACAAAUUAAAAUAUCAUCUCAAUAUAUAAGUGCAUCUGUUAUAGCUAGUCAUUUAGAACCAAUUGGUAUAUUAAUAUUAGAAUAUUUUAUUCAUUUAAAUCAAACAAAUGAACAAAAUAAACUUCUAUAUAAAUUAGUAAAAAAGAAAUCAAAAUUUGAUCCUAGUUUAAAUAAUCAAUUAUAUAAAGAUAUUGAUUAUUGGCUUGAAUUAGCUAAAUGUUAUCGUUCAAUAACAAAUUAUGAUGAUAUACGUGGAAUUUUUUGUCAAAUAUCAUCAUUAAAAUCUUUACCAUUAAAAGCUAUUGAAGAAGAAAGUCAUUCAGAUUUUUUAUCAGCUUUAAAUACUUAUGUAACAGCAUUAGAACAAUAUCCAUUAACAGAUGAUAAAUGA
This is a messenger RNA of Rotaria sp. Silwood2, 735 nucleotides long. NCBI's taxonomy places the organism in Eukaryota, Metazoa, Rotifera, Eurotatoria, Philodinida, Philodinidae. The record is from the annotation of a GenBank genome assembly.